This is a messenger RNA of Protopolystoma xenopodis, 315 nucleotides long. The record is from the annotation of a GenBank genome assembly. NCBI's taxonomy places the organism in Eukaryota, Metazoa, Platyhelminthes, Monogenea, Polystomatidea, Polystomatidae.
UCUCUCUUGAAAUCCAGCCUCAACAGUGCGGUAGCUGAGUCGCUGGCAAAUGUGACUGCAUAUGUGGAAAAGGCUUGUCUUUGCAUCUCCAACUUGCGCCAGCAACGGGACAGUCUCUCAGCUCAGUUGACUAGCGAGAGGGCUGAGGGGGCCCAACACCUCAAGGCCUGUAGACGCCAAUUCCAAAUAGAUCAUAUGCGCCAGUUGGCGGAGUUGCGACGUAGUCUGGUGAGAGAGCACUUUUCCGAAUUGCAGCGGGUGGUGGCGAGCAUCAUGGGUGUACAUGUGCCCACAUGGCCCUCAGGCAACGGCUAA